GUUUUUCUGUUUUGUUUCCCCCCCCAAAAUCUGACAGACAGGUUGGUGUGGAGACUACGGGUCGGCUCGGGAGCUGGGCAGUUUUCCAGACACAAUUACACAACAUCACCUUCCCGUUUGCCUCAGUCUCAGGCCCGCCCCCCUCCCCGUUUUAUUAUUUAACUGCUGUUUUCUGGCAUCUCUCCCCGUUUAGGUUGAAGUGCCUGGUCCGCCCCUUUUGCAAUCCUGUCAACACUUCAUUUGAAGGACUUGGUGUUUCAGCCCGCCAGCCGGAGACGAAGGUGGUCGGGACCAGCCUGAGCCGAGCAAGGAGCCCGCCGCCGAGGGACCAUCCCGGCCGGCCGGAGAAGUCCGGUUCUACAAAUAAUCGGUAUUGCCUGUGGCCGGGCGACCUAACGAAACUACAAGUACCAGCGUGCCAGAGUGACAGCCUCUCCUAGCAACUCGGUCCCAAUCGAAAACCCCCCGCCGCAGCUUUGGCCUUCUUAUUAAUUAAGCCUCUGGAAGGGACCGGUGUAUCGUCCAUCACAGCCAGUUCCUUCCUCGUUCUCAUUCUGCCAUACAGAACUAUGUCCACCAACGAAAAUGCCAAUUCCCCAGCUGCUCGUCUUAACAGAUUUAAGAACAAGGGAAAAGACAGCUCAGAAAUGAGGCGACGAAGGAUUGAAGUUAAUGUGGAACUGAGGAAGGCUAAGAAAGAUGACCAGAUGCUAAAAAGAAGAAAUGUCAGUACAUUUCCUGAUGAUGCUACUUCUCCUCUACAAGAAAACAGGAAUAAUCAGGGUUCAGCACAUUGGUCUGUGGAAGAGAUUGUCCGAGGCAUAAACAGCAAUAAUUUAGAACUGCAGUUGCAGGCUACCCAAGCUGCUAGGAAACUACUGUCUAAAGAAAAACAGCCCCCCAUAGAUAGUAUAAUCAGAGCUGGGAUGAUUCCAAAGCUUGUAUCUUUCUUGGGCAGAUCAGACUGUAGUCCUAUUCAGUUUGAAUCUGCUUGGGCUCUUACCAACAUCGCUUCUGGCACAUCAGACCAAACCAAGGCUGUGGUAGAUGGAGGUGGUAUCCCAGCAUUUAUUUCUCUGCUUGCAUCUCCCCAUUCUCAUAUCAGUGAACAGGCUGUGUGGGCUUUAGGAAACAUUGCAGGUGAUGGUUCCGCCUACAGAGACUUGGUCAUAAAAUAUGGUGCAAUAGAUCCUCUUCUAGCGCUGUUUGCCGUUCCAGAUAUAUCUUCUUUAGCUUGUGGCUAUCUACGUAAUCUCACCUGGGCACUCUCAAAUCUAUGCCGUAACAAGAAUCCGGCCCCACCCAUCGAUGCUAUUGAACAGAUCCUUCCUACUUUAGUUCGCCUCCUGCAUCAUGAUGAUCAGGAUGUCCUGGCAGACACCUGCUGGGCCAUUUCCUACCUUACUGAUGGCUCCAACGACAGGAUUGAAGUGGUGGUGAAAACCGGAGUGGUCCCACAGCUAGUGAAACUUCUAGGAUCUGGUGAAUUGCCAAUUGUGACCCCUUCUCUACGAGCCAUAGGAAACAUCGUCACAGGGACGGAUGAACAGACUCAAAUAGUAAUAGAGGCAGGAGCCCUUGCUGUUUUUCCCAGCUUGCUCACUCAUCCCAAAACUAACAUCCAGAAGGAGGCCGCGUGGACCAUGUCAAACAUCACAGCGGGCCGGCAAGACCAGAUCCAACAAGUUGUGAAUCAUGGGCUGGUCCCUUACCUUGUUGAAAUUCUGUCGAAGGGAGAUUUCAAGUCACAAAAGGAAGCCGUGUGGGCAGUCACCAACUACACAAGUGGCGGAACAAUUGAACAGAUUGUGUACUUAGUCCAGAGUGGAAUUAUGGAACCCUUAAUCAACCUUUUAACUGCCAAAGACAGCAAAAUUGUUUUGGUUAUCUUGGAUGCAAUUACAAAUAUUUUCCUGGCUGCUGAGAAACUUGGAGAAACUGAGAAACUGUGCAUCAUGAUCGAAGAGUGUGGGGGUCUGGACAGAAUUGAGGCUCUCCAAUCUCAUGAAAAUGAACUGAUAUACAAAGCUUCCUCAAGUUUGAUUGAGAAGUAUUUCUCUGCAGAGGAAGAGGAAGAUCAAAAUGUUGUGCCAGAAUCUACCUCUGAUGGUUAUGCCUUCCAGAUUCAAGACAACACUCCUGGGACCUUUAAUUUUUAGAUUGCAUACUGCCAGCCUCUAAAAUCUUUGGUUACUGUGUAUUGUCUAUCUUUUGUCUUUGUCUCCCGUCUGUUGCUGUUAGUCUUUUUUUUUUUUUUAAUGUGACUUUCAAUGUAGCACUUUCUACAACUAAAGCAUACUUGAACAUCUUGGGAACUGUAUAUACUGUGGAAACCUCAUAAAGCCCUUGGUGGGCUUUUUUUUAUUUCUAUGUGUAAUUUCAAUUUGGGUUUUUUCGAUGUCUUGUAAAUAAAAACUUGAUUCCAUGAUCUUCUUUACCUCAA
Messenger RNA from Ornithorhynchus anatinus (platypus), 2443 nucleotides. RefSeq names its product karyopherin subunit alpha 2 (gene KPNA2). NCBI's taxonomy places the organism in Eukaryota, Metazoa, Chordata, Mammalia, Monotremata, Ornithorhynchidae. The record is from RefSeq and is a predicted model, not a curated record. Gene Ontology annotation, cellular component: nucleus; cytoplasm. Bases 570 to 2159 code for a protein of 529 amino acids. Gene Ontology annotation, biological process: NLS-bearing protein import into nucleus. Gene Ontology annotation, molecular function: protein binding; nuclear import signal receptor activity. The transcript is spliced from 13 exons.